Messenger RNA from Exserohilum turcica Et28A, 3203 nucleotides. RefSeq lists its product as uncharacterized. The record is from RefSeq and is a predicted model, not a curated record. The transcript has a single exon. NCBI's taxonomy places the organism in Eukaryota, Fungi, Ascomycota, Dothideomycetes, Pleosporales, Pleosporaceae. Gene Ontology annotation, molecular function: DNA binding. Bases 449 to 2923 code for a protein of 824 amino acids. Gene Ontology annotation, cellular component: nucleus.
UGAUUUGGGUCCAUGGAUGGCGAGCUGCUCUCCUGAUAGGCGCACCCGCGCAACGUGCCCACUUGCAACGCCCAAUCCAGCCAGCCCGUAGCCGCGCUGGUGAUCUCGCCCGCAGCAGCCUGUCCAACUUUCCGGCUCACCGUCAUACCAGCCAGGAGCUCCACGCCCUCUCGUAACCAUGUUGAAUUCUUCCGACUCGCACCGCCGCCGCAAAAAAGAUCCUGACCGCGAGCGUCGCAGCCCUCGCAGCAGGGACAAGGACAGGGAUAGGGAUAGGGAUAGGGAACGCCAUAAGAGAAGCCGCUCCCGCAAGACCCGCUCGACAGCCGACAAGGACGACGACCCAGACAAGCCGCCGUCGCUACCCAAACGCCCCUCUUCGGAGCGAGUGCGCUCGUCGACGUCGACGUCGACGCUGGCGUCCUCGCAGGCGUCCAAGUCACACAAAAUGGCCGUCGUGCCCGAAAUGAGCCGCCGCGGCUCGUUGGGCUCGGACAACACGUCGAGGAUCAGUCUCCCCUACCCGUCGCAUUCCAAGACGUAUGCGAAAGAGAGCAUCUACGCCAGAGACCCCGUCGACAGGCGAAAGUCGACAAUGACUCCCGACGCCACGGACGCUGAGGCAUCGUCAGCAGAAAAAGACGAUGAGCAGCCGACUCAGCCGCCCAACCGAGUGCCGCCUCAGCCAUCGCGAGCACCACCGAGCCCCCCGCUUACUGCGACGACAGCCGCAGACUUGAGGAGGGCUGCCAGCGCAAACAGCAUGGGGCGCAAGGACGCAGACAUUAUCGCCAGGGAGACCGAGGACGGUCGCCGCAGUGUGGACAGCGGCACGCGCAUGACAUCGCACGCAGGACCACGAAUCGCAUCGCGCUCUAGUGUCCGAGAGGGCGAUGAAUUCGACGGCACUGACCUCACCUCGACUACUGGAUCGCAGCCCAGCACCAUCCGCGCAAAGUCGCCCCAAUUGGCCCCGCGAACCAAAACGGCAAGCCCUUCGAAUGCCCGACCACCAGGCAGGACUUCGACGCCAGUAAGAACGUCGACACCAACCAGAACAUCAACCCCGGCCAGGACUUCGACGCCAAUUAAAUGCAAAGCCAGACCCAAAGUACCCUCUGAAUACACUAUAGACUCGGAUGUCACGUCGGUCAUCCAGGAUCACAAUGCCCACCAUCGAGGCCCCUCACCUCCACCGUCGGAUGCGUCGCCCUCGUCAGUCGUAGAUUCAUCGCCGCGCACGCCAACCCAGCACUCGGUCCUGCCUUCUGUCGUAUCCUCUGCCAAAGACGGACCCUCGAUGAUUGAGGUCGUGACUGAUCCCAUGUCGCGGACGCAAUCGGUGGACCCCAGCUAUGCGCAGCAGCCCAUGACGACGCCCCCGCCUCCACCGCCUCCACCAGCCAUGAUGGAAGCCCCGCGGGUCGACUACCUGCUGCAGAACGGCGGCCUCGCCAAGCCGAUCCCACGAAGCCUGCUCGCAGCCAUUGACGGAGUGCCUGCCUCUGCCUAUUCUCACUACACGACGCCCCGGCUCUCUGGCGCACAAGCUCACGAUGUCCGGUCUUUCUUCAAGCCACUACAGAAUGUUCUCAAUAGCUACAAUACCGUCAUGGACACGAGCGGUUCACUGGCGGUUGCCACGGGCUACCGUUCGGUUGCGCGGCGCCUACUGGACCGCCUUGAAAAUGUGUUUGCUCGCAACAUUUCUUCUGAGCACUGCGAGUGCAUGAUGUGCUUCGACCGACCCAUUGUGGAGGAUUCUGCCGGCGUCAACUGGGGAGAGGUUCUGGAACUGGUUUCGGGACGCUGUGAACUACCGCCGUGGCCACCCUACGAAGAAGGGCCUGGGCCUGGGCUGGGUAUCUCGUCGUCCGACUUGGAAGCACCAUGCCAACGCAUCGAUGUCGAUGUUCCUGAGCAGUAUCGCGAGCACUAUGAGAAGCAAUCGAAGAAGACCAAGGUGGCUGUGCAGUCUUGGCUGUCUGAUCAGCAAGACAAUGUUCCCGAGGACGCCGACGAUGAGACGCUGACGUUCAUCAUGCUCACGCGCUUGGAGCAGCCCCAGCGACCGCUUUUCUACGCACUACUAUGGGGCUUGGAGAAGCUCCCCAAUCCAAGGACACAGAAGCCCGACACUGGCCCGCCGCCGUACCUGACCAAAGCCGGGCUUGCACUACAGCGUCUUUACCGACUGCAUAGCCCACCGCGCGACCAGCUCACUGUCAUGUAUCUUAUCCGGCAUGCAGACAUGCACAACAUGCUGGCUACGCUAGCGGCGGUUACCAAGCACGAGUGGGAGAUUCUGGUGUCUGGGCGGUUUGAUGGAUUCCUCUGGUCUGGGGCUGAAGACCUGCCAGAGCUGAACGGGACUCCACCUCGAACGGGCUCGAGGGCGGGCCAGAUGCGGCCCGCCGACGGCCCGCAGCGGUUCGCAUCACCAUUCAGCCCUUAUUCACGACCUGGGUCAGCGCGACCAGGAUCAGUGCGGCCGCCCGGGGGUGCACCGGUGCAGAUUGACGAAGAGACGGAGAUUGCCGUGCUGGCGGAAAUUGAGCGAGAAAUCUACCUUGGCAUGGAGGCCAUGGAAGACGCAUUUGAGCAGCUACACAACCAGGCCGAGAUGGUACGGCGACGGCUGCGGGAGCGGGCGGCAGCUCUGUCCAUGGUGGCCCAGCAACGCAGGGGAGCUGGCAUGGGUGGGAUUGAAGUGCGGACGGACACGCCAGCCAACAUGCGCGAUGCAGACGAAGGAAUUGACGAUCUGAAGAGCGAGAUUGGGCCUGAUGACUCGGCGAGUAAUGUCAGCAACAAUAGGAGGAGGAAGGCACAUCGAGCACGAGAGAGGAGAACGCCGGCGCCCGUGGAGGAGGAGAGCGAGGAGGAUAUUGCACUGGCAGAACGGAUCCGGAGACGGUUUUGAUGUGAAUGAAUAAAGAUGGCAGGGCGCGGGUAUUUUGAUGGAGUUUCUCCGUCUUUUCUUUUUCUUUCUUACCUUUCUUAUGUCGAUGUUGGCAGGAGUUUUCGCUUUGUCCAUGGAUCGGGCACUACGAUGGUGGAUACGAUACACGGACUAAGAUGACGGCCGAGACAGAUGGAUACCCAAUUAGUGAGGAGCGGGAGAGAAACGAACAGGGCAGUACGAUGUAUGUUGCACUGUAGCUUGGCGACUAUGGCGUUUCUGAAAUGCACAUUGUUUCGUU